Coregonus clupeaformis (lake whitefish) is the source of this 2982-nucleotide messenger RNA. RefSeq names its product leucine-rich repeat, immunoglobulin-like domain and transmembrane domain-containing protein 1. Gene Ontology annotation, molecular function: protein binding. Lineage: Eukaryota; Metazoa; Chordata; Actinopteri; Salmoniformes; Salmonidae. The transcript is spliced from 4 exons. Bases 290 to 2269 code for a protein of 659 amino acids. Gene Ontology annotation, cellular component: endoplasmic reticulum membrane. The record is from RefSeq and is a predicted model, not a curated record.
UACUCUGCAUAUAAACAAAGCGAAACUACACAGCCCGUGUAUCAACUGCCAGGAGGAAAUAAUCGUGUAAAUGAAAAUAACCCAAGUCCUUUCCACUAAUCCCUGUCCAUCCUUUUUUAUCUCAGGCUUCGGAACGACGUUAAAACCAAUAUGCGGCACGGAGAUAGCAGGACCCACACAUGAUGCAUAGCAGGCUCGGAAUAACAAAUAAACAGUACUUUUGUUAUUUGUCAAAUUAUCUUGUAGUUUAGUUUGAUAGUAUAUUUGAUAGUGAAGUUUCGGAGAGAAAAUGUUUCCAGGUUUUAGUCUGGGUUUCUGUUUGGCAUUACUUUUCCUCGGACGGUUUGUUUGCAGCGCGUGUCUGUCUCAAUGUAGCUGCUUCUUUCACAAAUUAUCAGACGGAUCCAACGCAAGGAGUGUCAUUUGUAAUGACCCAGAGAUCACGCUGGUCCCACCCAACUUUCCCGCAGACACCUUGAAACUGCGGAUCGAGAAGACUGCCAUCACAAGGAUUUCCAGCGAAACCUUUCACUACCUCAACAGUCUGGAAUUUCUCUGGAUGUCUUUCAAUUCUCUGAACUCUUUAAAUGUAGACAGCUUCCGUGGCCUGAGAAGUCUGGAUGAGCUGAGACUGGAAGGGAACGCUCUCACCUCUUUCCCCUGGGAAUCUCUGACUGAUAUGCCCGACCUCAGGCUACUGGACCUGCAUAAUAAUAAGAUAUCGUCGAUCCCGGCCGAGGCCACCAGCUAUAUCAAGAACCUGACCUACCUGGACGUAUCUAGCAACAGCCUGGUCACUGUACCUCCUGAGGUUCUCUCUACGUGGUUAUCUGUGAAACCAUCUCAAGGAGAUGGGGAAAGUUCCAAAUAUAUUCUAGGUCUCCAUGACAACCCGUGGCUGUGCGACUGCCGGCUCUAUGACGUGGUCCAGUUCCAGAAGUCUCCAUCGUCCUCCGUGGCUCUGAUCGACACCAGGCUGCGCUGCGCUGACCCAGAGAGCCUGUCGGGGGUGCUGUUCAGCGAGACGGAGCUCCAGAGGUGCCAGGAGCCCCGGGUCCACACGGCUGUGGCCCGGGUCAGGAGCUCCCUGGGGAACAACGUCCUGCUGCGCUGUGGGACCAUCGGAGUCCCCAUCCCAGAGCUGUCCUGGACCCGGGCAGAUGGCAAACAGAUGAACGGCACUGUUCAGGAAGAAGUUUCAAAGGAGGGAAUCAUUUGGUCCCUCCUGAGUGUGCGUGCUGUCUCUUACAGGGACUCUGGGAAAUACAUCUGCAAAGCGACGAACUUCGUGGGGACUGCAGAUGCCAUCAUCUCCCUGGUUAUCACAGACUCCUUUAAAAAUGAUGAACAAGGUGGCAGCUCCAAGACUAGAAACCAAAGGGGACGGAAAACCGGUGGGUUUGGGAAAGCUGCCUACCAGGAUAAACUCGUUACAAAAUACAUACCUCCACCAACCACCACGGCGGCCACGCCCAUCAUCGAACCACUAGGACCAGGCGGUUUCACAGGAAAGCAUAAUAUCGAGAGCUACAGUAUUUCGCGCAGCGUGGCUGACGGACAGACGCCCAGUCCUCCCAUCACGGAGACAGCGAUGCAGGAAGUGGAGAAGGAGAUCCUUAGCAACCUGGCAGCCAACGCCUCUUCUUUACAGGCGCCGGCGCCGCCGGAGAAACGGGUGGUGCGAUCGGUGAAGGUAAUCGGGGACACCGACCACACCGUCUCCCUGAACUGGCGGGCCACGGCGGCCAAGAACACUACAGAGUUCAGCGUCCUGUACGCCGUGUUUGGCGAGAGGGACAUGCGGAGGAUCAACGUCGGUGCGGGAAAGAACCGGAUCACCAUCGAGGGCCUUGUGCCAAGGACAAAGUACAUCGCCUGCGUCUGCGUCAAAGGCCUGAUCCCAAAAAAGGAGCAGUGCGUAAUCUUCUCAACGGACGAGGCGGCCAGCGCUAGCGGCACCCAGAAGCUCAUUAACGUGGUGGUGAUCACCGUGGCCUGCGUGAUCGCUGUCCCCCUGACGUUGAUCGUCUGCUGCGGGGCGCUCAAGAAGCGUUGUAAAAAGCUACUGGAGAGGAAAUCCAAAGAUAUCCAAGAAUCAUAUGUGACAUUCGAGACCCUCUCCCCAGGACAGAAGCCUAACGGGAUGGAGGGGGAGUACCUUGCCAGGCGACAGCCAGAUGAGUCCAACAGACUGCUCUCUGCUAGGUCCAGUGUGGGCUCUGAGGCCACUUGCAGGACUGAGGGACCGCCUAACGAGUACUUUUGUUGAUACCAAAUGAUGGCCUCAACCUUUAUAGGGCAGAGAAAGUCUGUCCUUUCCAAGCACAACUUAAAGAUGCGUUAUAAAGGUUUUGUAGAAUUUCAGCCAGUAGUUGACAGCAGCGUGAGUGAAACUGCUCAGAGACUGGACAGAACUAGAAGGACAGUUGCAUGGACACUUUUUGCCUUUGGAUAAAACAUGUGUGGUGAAUAUGUAAGUUUAGAUAAAUAGGAUAAAUAAAUGUACAGCCUUGUGGGAAUAAAGGCCACCCUUGACCCUUGACCUGGUGAACUGUACAAAAAUAAAGAAAAAAGAAAAUGUUGAUUUCAUUGUACACAUAAAUUAUUUCUGAUCUGCAAAGAAACAUUUUAUAUUUGUCAUGCACCUUUUUAAGGGGGUUAUUUAACUUUUUCAAAAUUCCCAGGUUUUCCAGAAAUUCUGUGUGGAAGAUUCCCAGAAUCAGAAUGGAAUAGGAAACCCUAAAUGAUUCUACUAGAAUCUUCUUAAUAAAGGUUUGCAAAUAGAAAGAGUAAUGACAGAGUUAUUCUGAAAUAAAUCUGACCUCAGAAUUCUGGCACAGUUGUUAUUUGACAAAAUAAUGUAUUUGUAAAGUAUUGUUGAAGCAGAACUCAAUAUCUGUAGUGAUGUUUUAGACUUCUGUGUAUUUACCAUAUACAGUGAGGGGGGAAAAAGUAUUUGAUCCCCUGCUGAUUUUGUAAGUU